GAAGUAUUUGACGUGUGCAAGACCCAGGAGUUGUCUCUCAUCAGUUGCAACUGUCGGUUCAGCAAAAGAUCCACUGUUCAUCAAGAUGUUGCAGUCUAUCCGUAUCCUCGAUUCGACAAAUGGCGAGACCAACACCACGUCGCCGAAAGAAUGUCAAGAUCCGAAGACGCUGCUCGGACUUCUCCUGCGUGCAGCACGUUUAUGGCCAAACAACGGUAUUACAUUCAAGGACCAAGGCUGGGAUCAAGAUGCCUGUUUCGUAUCAUACGCAGAGAUCCUGAAAGAGGUGCAGUCUAACGCGGCAAAACUCCAAUCUCACGUUGGCAUCACACCAGGGCAGUGCGUAGUACUGUACUUUGACACUCAUCGAAACAAUGUUAUCUGGUUCUGGUCCACUGUCAUGGCGGGCGGCGUACCGGUCAUGCUAUCUCCAUUGUCGAACAACGAAACCACCCUUGUCGGCGAGCUCAACAACCUCAUUAAACUAUUCGGCAGUCCCACAGUCUUGACAAGCAAGCAGCUUGCGAAGCUCUUCAAACUACAUGAAUCUCUCAACACGGUUACUGUGGAGGUCGUUGCGGGAACUAAAGUGGAUAAGGACAUCGCCAACGCGACGAUCAAUGAGCCGAUUGGAAACGAAGAUGAGCUCGCGAUGGUGUUGUUUACCAGUGGAAGCACGGGAUUUGCCAAGGGCAUUGAGUACUCGGGUGCUCAACUAGUGAUCUCCAGCAAGCUGAAGUGCAAAUUCCAUGAGAUGGAUUCAAGCAAGGCAUUCAUGUCUUGGGUCAGCUUUGAUCACAGCGCCGCUCUGUGUGAAAAUCAUCUUCACGCUCUCUAUGCAGGAGCAAAUCAAGUCAUGAUUCCGGCCAUAGACUUCGUACAGAGCCCAGUUCGCUUCUGGAAAGCUCUCAGCGAGUACCGUAUUGCGUAUACGUUUGCCCCAAACUUCUUCAUCGCCGCAGCAGUCCGUGCUAUCAACGAGAUGGAAGCUCUUGAUAGGGAAAAGAUGAAAUUGGACAUCAGCGAGCUUCGCGUCAUCAUGUGUGGCGGAGAAGCGAACAAGACCACCACGCUGGAGGCUGCGGAGACCGUUCUGACUCAGUAUGGUGCGCCUAAAUGUAGUAUAAAAGCAAGCUACGGUUUGAGCGAGACUUGUUCGGCUCUGUUCUAUAACCGCCAAUCGCCCGCAUACGACACAAAGAGGAAUUACAUGUUCGCUUCCGCCGGCAAGCACCUCCCUGAUCACGAGCUUCGAAUCACCGACGAGGAAGGUAAGGCAGUAAAGCGAAACGAACAAGGUGCGAUUCAGAUUAGGGGCCCGCUCAUCUUCAAACGAUACUUCAACAACGAGUCUGCAACCAGCGCCUGCAUGACCAAAGAUGGCUGGUUCGAUACCGGUGACCUCGGCAUGCUUGAUGCUGAGGGUAAUCUGAACAUUGUCGGCCGCUCCAAAGAGGUUCUCAUAAUAAACGGACAGAACUACUCUUCUUUCGAACUGGAGCACGCCAUUGAGUCAGCAGACAUCCGUGGUUUGAGUAAGAGCUUUACUGCUUCAUUUUCGACCUGGAUCGAGAACUCGCAAACAGACAGCGAAGACAUCGUCAUCUUGUUUAACCCCACAAAUGACUCCACGGAAGAUACUCCUGAGCUCCGCGAUACCAUUGCGCAGAUCAACCAGGCAGCCAUCCGCUUCUGUCGCACGCGACCUGCACUGGUCAUCCCACUACCAAAGCAGAUGUUGCCCAAAUCGACGAUUGGCAAGCUAUCUCGUGCAAAGCUCAAGAAGUCGUUCACAGCUGGUCACUUUGACCAGUUCAAGCUAAAAGAGCGUCAGCCCCAGUCCAUGGCUCAAGAUGGAACUCCGCUCACAACACCACUGCAAAAGGUUCUGGCAACUGUUAUCUGCGAGGAAACAGGAAUGGAAGAGUCGAAUCUCCACCUCGAGAUCAACCUGGCAGAUCUUAACAUCGAUAGUCUGGGGUAUCUUCGGAUCAAGUCCUCGCUUGAGACGAUCUUGGACCGCGAGGAAGCGAUUUCUAUGUCGCUUCUUCUCUCAUGCCGCACCAUUUCUGACAUGGAUACAAUGCUUCUCUCUUUGGGAACAACCACGACUGAGUACGACCCAAUUGUACCCCUUGUCUCGACUGGAACAAAAGCUCCUAUCAUCCUUUGCCAUCCUGGUGGUGGUGAAUUCUUGACCUGGCUCACGCUCCUCAAAUACCUACCCGAUCGUCCCAUCUAUGCAUUACGUGUACGCGGUUUCCACAAGGGUGAGAAGUCGUUUGAAACACUGGAUGAGAUGCUCGAAAUAUACAUGGCGGGCAUCAGAAAGCACCAACCCAAUGGUCCGUAUCUACUUCUCGGUCUCUGCUUUGGUGGCAUGCUGGCCUUCGAGCUUGGGAAGAGGUUUGAGGCAGCGGGUGACGAAGUCGCCUUUUGCGGCGGUAUUGACAAUCCUGCCGACUUGAGUCGCAUUCAAGUCCGUGCGAACCAUCGAAACUUUAUCAUCGACUUGUUGCACUUCUUCCAGCUCCUUGACAUGGAGACAGCUAUGCGAUGGGAGCAAGAGAUGGAACACAUCCCAGAUGAGUCGUUCACGAAAGAGAUCUUUGCUCGCUUCCCUGACGGAACACUCGAGAACCUUGAUCUCAGCGUUCCCAAGGUCGAGACAUGGCAGCGCAUCAACGACAACAUGCAGAACAUCACCAGAUCCUACGUUCCGACAGGUUCAGUUUCCAAGUACGAUCUCUUCUGGGUACCACCACUACCGCACUACAACUGCACAGAUGAGGCGUGGCGCCACGAUUGGCUUGCAAAAUGGAAGAACCAUGUCGUGGGGGCUUCACAGAGCGAUGUGGAUGCUGAGAACUCUCCAGGACCUCUCCGAUACCAUCGCGUCGACGGUACACAUUUCACUAUCUUGAGGCAAGAGAAUGUUGAGGUUUUUCAACACGCCUUGAACGAGGCACUCAAGGUUCGGGGCGUUUGAAAUUAGUAUGAUUUGACCUCUUAGAAACUAGACUUUUUAAUAUUUCAGACAUUGCAUAGAAUCUCAUUAGAAUGAACAAGG
This is a messenger RNA of Boeremia exigua, 3070 nucleotides long. Its product is annotated as putative non-ribosomal peptide synthase-like protein. The coding region runs from base 86 to 2989 and encodes 967 amino acids. Gene Ontology annotation, molecular function: CoA-ligase activity. Lineage: Eukaryota; Fungi; Ascomycota; Dothideomycetes; Pleosporales; Didymellaceae. The transcript is spliced from 4 exons. The record is from RefSeq and is a predicted model, not a curated record. Gene Ontology annotation, biological process: biosynthetic process; secondary metabolic process.